AUGGAUAUAGUGAAAACCUUGAAUUGUAAUAGAGCAAUCCCUGACCUAGAUUCACUUACAACCAAUCUAGUUGAAUCAUGCGUUAAAGAUACUAAAGAAAACUACCAGAGAUUCUGGAGACAUAAACUUGAAAACUCAUCCAAACUUACCUUCUACACAAGCAUAAAGGAAGACUAUGAGCUUGAAACUUAUUUGACUACCAUAACUUAUUCAAACCAAAGAAAACGUUUAACACAGCUCCGACUAAGUAACCAUAAACCAAUGAUUGAACUCGGUAGAUACGAAAACAUUCCGCGAGAAGACCGAAUAUGCAAGGUCUGCCAGGCAGGAGAAAUUGAAACGGAACAUCACUUCCUAACAUCCUGUGAAGCCUAUAGUAGUCUCCGAGAAAACUUUUUAAAUAACUUGGAAAGUGAUCCCACCAAUGAAACAGAUUUAAACGAACACAGUUUAUCAGUUGAGAUAAUGAAAUCAACUGAUAAAGAAACCGUGAUAAAAUUAUCAAAAUUUAUCUCUUUAUGUUUUGAGAAGAGAUCUAAAUGCCUUGAAGCUCGGAAUGCUGACAGUCAAUAG
Molecule: messenger RNA, 573 nt
Organism: Paramuricea clavata
Lineage: Eukaryota; Metazoa; Cnidaria; Anthozoa; Malacalcyonacea; Plexauridae
Source: the annotation of a GenBank genome assembly